AUGUCAGGUCGAAUACAUCCGACGUCGUUAAGAAAUAACCGUGGUGAAAUGGGUCUACCGCUAUACUCCCUACUCAUGAUUUUCGGAACCUCGCUUUUUUUGGUGCUAUCCGUAGCUGGCCAAAGUACCGUGGAUGUAGAUUUAGACCAAUUCUGUGAAGCUUGUGUUGUAGACACUGGCGCUGGUUAUUACCAACACCCUUUGCGUUGCGAUGUGUUUGUUCACUGUGCCCAGAGCGGAGACAACCGGACGGUAAUGGCCACCUUAAAGGAGUGUCCAAGUGGUUUGUAUUGGUCGCAGAAUGACCUCACCUGUCGGCAUCACUACGAAGUCAACUGUCCACAAGAUCCCUGCAAACAGCCGGGCCGAAUAGCCUAUCGGGAAAUCUUUUCUUGUGCUGGAUAUUACAUCUGCGUGAACGGAAGUCGGGAGGUUGCGCGCAAUUGUUGCAAGGAUAAAUUCCGGUUUGAUGAAAUCUCACAGAAAUGUGUCCCCGACGAGAUUUGCCGAUCGAGUUGCCACUCCAACUUAGUUCUCGUCACAAAUUCGGACACCCAUGUACCAAUUUGUACGAUGAAAGCAGUCGCCGAUGAUGUCACAGUCUACCUCCAGGAAGUUCACGGAUAUUUCUACCGAAUGCCAUGUCCAAGAGGCACGGUGUUUUCCACCAAGGCGUGUUCCUGUGUCCGGGGACGACGCAAAAAGAUAGGUGGGUUAUUUCAAUAUAUUUAG
Messenger RNA from Acanthosepion pharaonis, 732 nucleotides. The record is from the annotation of a GenBank genome assembly. NCBI's taxonomy places the organism in Eukaryota, Metazoa, Mollusca, Cephalopoda, Sepiida, Sepiidae.